GGCACAAAAGUCGCAACGCAGGAUGAGACCCAUCCAAAGAAUGAGAGAAAUAUUCCUCCCAGGUGAACCUUCGUGUUACAGCUCCAAGCCAUGCUGGUGCUGUGUGAGUGAGCUGUGUGCCGGUCACGAUGAAUUUGGGUGUUUGAGCAGAAGCUUUUGGUAUUAACUCUUUUGAAGCUGUGCUACAGAGUAGGUUUCCAUGAAUCUGUUCUUUCAGUUGACGGGCUGUUGACUGAGAGCUAUUAUUUGUUUCUAGCUUUCAGAGGAGUAGCGUGGGGGAAAUUCAAACUUAUACCACUAAUUCCUGGGUGUGGCAACAAUUAUUUUCAUGUUUUGUUGGUUUUACUGGAUUAAAAAAAAAAAAAUUACUGGCAGGAGUGCCUUCUAGCAGUCCAGCCAAUUCAGUGCUGUGCAGUAGGGCAUCAAAUGAUCAGCCCCUACCAAAAGUAUGUAAGCAUACAUGAAAACAGCAGCUGUGGGACCCUGCAACUACUGCAGUGUGGGUCCCAAACAAAACGCACUAACAUAGCCCAGCCCAGCUCAGCACUUGGAGGCAGAUUCAGCUGCUGCCAACAGGCUGGGAGGAUCUCCUGAUCACUGCCGCUGAGAUUCCAACAUGCAAGUGGGUCUCCACCGUGCAUUCAGCUACUGAGGGAUGGACGUUGCGGUACUCGGAUCAAGUCUGGUCUUAUGCUUGGUCGUCAAGUGUUUUUCUCUCCAAUCAUUUAGUGCUCCUCACUUGGCGGUCAUCUGGCAUGGCUGGCCAGGCUUUUUAAGGUUAAAGUCAGUUCUAUGAGCAAUACUUAAAAGGCCCUCCGUUGACUUUUCUAUCUGUACUCCCUAUCCAGCUGAUCCUGCCAUGAAUCAACUCCUCCAGAAGCCAGGUGUGAGGGCAGGUGGAGUGAGCAACCGAAGUGCAUUUCACCAUUGAUGAAAAGGGGGAGAGGGAAGCAGAGUAAAGGAAAAAGCAGGACAGAGAACUGGGAGAGCAGAUGUGGGAAGGGGGAAGAAGGGGAAUGUGGAGAGAAGGAGGCAGAGGAACUGGGGGUCUGUGCCGGGUGGAGAGCAGUACAAUAAUGCAGAGAGGAAGAAUGGAACUGGUGCAGUCAGAUUGGUCUCAGACAACACAUCUGAGAGGAGUUUUCCCUAAAAAAAGGUUCGGUGGGGGAGAGGAGGGUCUGGCUGUCUGUGCAGACAGUGUCACAGUGCACUAAAGUCUACCUAAUUACAACGGGCAGCCAGUCCCAUUUUGUUCUGGCCACCACUCCAUACGCAAGACGGUUUAGCAAAAGACUGACUAACCCGCCCCCACCAGGCCUCAGAAACCCGGCAGUGAGAGGCUUGGCAGAGAAAGUACCUCUGGACAAAUGGUAGCUCCAAGAACGACUGGGAUGGGGUGUUGAGAAGAACCCUUGAACAGCUAGAGAAGAUGUGGAAUACUUGAGCCAAACACCUUCCUCCUUCCCCCCCCCCCCCUCCGUUAAUGACUCCAGCCUGAUGAAUGACUCUUUAUCCCGUUCUCAGAGGCUUUUUAAAGUGUUGGCCAUUAUUCAGUCAUUAAAUAAAUAUCAAAGGAGCUUGGCAUGCCACAGCAAGGAAUCAAUUGUGGGCAGGCCUUUAUGAGAAAUCCCGACAUUUGCAUCUCCCGGGGCUCACUUGGCAUGCAGAGGGGAAAUGCGACCUGUUUGCUCAAGGCGGGUGUUGGAAAGGCUGCCGGCUGGGCAGCACUUUCGUAAUAAGCGUAAUGACAGCGAUCAGUUCAACUGAAGUACUUUACCUUCAAGCAGCUCGAGGCCAUUUACAAACUCUGGUGAAUUACACCUUUUAAUCUGCUCUAGUGGGAGAUGGGGAGCACGUUCUGGGAUCUGAUGCCAGGGUGCUGGGCAUGAGGCAAGGAACAGCCUUACCCGGAUGGGGGAAUGAAGGCAGAACGAAGCGAACUCACUUGCCUGAGGUCGCACCCCAUGUCAAUGACAGCUGUACAUUCAGGAGUCCCGACUCCCCGUCCUGCUGCUUUAACCACUAGGGAAACUUUCUUUGAUACAUAUACUUGAAAACAACUGUUUGAAUUCAUCUCUUUGUCUCACCGGUGUCGUGGUUUUUGUAACCAGACAGCGCCAGAGGGAGGGAGCCCAUGGUCUGAGAUCAUUUAAGGUGAAUGGGAACCGGCUCCCAAUCAGAAAAAUGUAUCUGUUUGUUUUUGCAUUACUCUAUUAUUGGUCCCACCAGGUCCACCCUCCCCUACCCAGCAACGACUCCAGCCUGAUGAAUGACUAGUUAGCAAUGGUCACCAACUGUUGCUUCCAAGGAAGGCAAAACAUCCGUCACACUGGUGGCCACCUUCUUCCUGCCCCCAGCUGGUGAACGGCUUCUGGCUUGAUGCUGUGUCCAAGGAGAUGGUGGAACUCCAUCAUCUAUGGCGGAACCCUUCCCCACUCUUCCUCCAGAGGCUGCAGAAUCUGCCCUGCCACUGGAAACACUUGUCCAUGUCCUAUUCAUAGGGUCCCAAAGAGCCAGCUUUUUGCCUUUGAAAUACCUCAGGUAGCAGCAAAUGUCAGGCAAUCUAGAAGGGGAGACCACAGUGUUGUGGAGCCCCAACCUUCCCUUCUUUCUCAGUGGGAUCCCAGAAGGUUCUGUGAAUUGCAACAACAUCUUUGGACUUAAACCCUAAUGGCACGCCACAUCCUCAGGAAAUGCUUUGCAAGCAUUGAUCCUCACGACAACCCAGUGACUGGUCCAUGUUGUCAUCCCCAUUUAAGGGACAGAGCAACUGAGACACAGAUUGGUGCAAAUCUAUCCCAGGAGUUGGUGGCAACGCUGGGAUUAGAAUUGAGGAACUCCUAGGUACAGGACAUGUUUUGCUGCUGAAAUAAAAUACCCUGUUGUUUAAAAAAUAAAUGAUGGACUACGUCAUAGGGAAGGUCUUAAGUUUCUGUUUGCACUCACUCCCCAUCUGUCCCUCCGUGCACAGAUAUAUAAAGGGAACACAAUGUCCAGCUUUUAGAAUUCUUUCUUUAUUGGGGGAUUAGUAACUCUAAUCUCUCACUCAUCUGCCUCCUUUGUUAUCAAGAAGGAUAUUAAGGGCCAAGGCUGGUAAAUUACUGCGUCUCCUUCACUGUGGUGGUGGUGUUGGGGAUACUGUGGUCUUCCAACUCCAAUUGAAGGAUUGGAGUCCUAGAUCCUCUACCGCUUGGAUUUACAAGUUGUGUCAGUGGUUCAUGUCUGGUUCCCCCUCCAGUACCUUUGUUUUUAGGUGUGGAUGGUGGGAAGUUAUCUCAGCACUGAAAAUCCACUUGUGACUGGAAGUUAGCCAGUGGAACUGAAGCUCCCGGACUGGCUCCCAUGUUGUGUUUGGCACACUGAAGCCAUUGGGCCUGCCUUUGUGAGGUGUUGGGGGCCCUUUGCGGGCUGAAGAGCACGCAGCAUCUUGCAGGCUCAAGCCUUUGUGCUGCAGAAAUUCCGAAGGGAAAACUCGGCUAGCUUAGCUGCCGCUUUGCGUUGGAUUUUCAAGGGCUCAGCAACCACCACUGGGGCCAGGUUCUCUAUGGUGCUCAGUCCCCAGCAGCGCCCAGCGUCUGAGAGUUCAGCACCCAGCGCGCCGAGCUCCUUAGACAAUCUGGCCACUUACGUAGGACCCUAAAUGGGAGCUAAGCUCUUUUUGAAAGUCUGGCUCCAAGCGCUCUUGUCCUUCGGCUGGUACCGGUGGCUGCUAUUUGGUAACUGCCAGGUGAGUUUGGCAUUGGUGCAAGCAGCUUGAAGGGGCCAUGCCAACGGGGCGGUGAGGACUGAUGCACUCUUCCCAAUCCAAGGCACUGCCCUCAUGCUCUAGAUGCCUGUGCUGGAGCCAUGGGAACCCCCACAGUAACAAACCCUUGAGCUGACAACUGAACCCCUCCGGCAAAGUAUGGAGCACUUUAAAAAAAUGUGUUUGUUUAGUCUGAACACUUGCUAGCUUCAUUCUUUUGGGUAAAUAAGCCGUUUCCUAACCUCCUUGGGAGGGUUUCUUUCUCCUCUCUCUCUCGGUUUGUUCUCAGUUGCCAGCGCCGCUGCUUUCCUGCUCCCACCAGCCUCUGCUGUUGAAUGUGGGAGGAAAGCUUGGAGCCUGUGGCUCGGCCCUUGGCCAGCGUGCGGCACUGUGUGCUGAGAAGCAGUUCCUGCUUUCCCUAGAUGCAGUCAGGUGAGGAGAUGGCUAUGGGGCAUGUACUUGUCAUUCUGCCUGGCUUGUGAGGUGUGACCUGAAUCCAUAAACUGCGGCAACUUCCGGCGGAGCAUAGUCAUCCAGCCUGAACACUAGCUGGCUCUGAAUCCCCUCUGCUUCCAUGGGAGUCCAAAGCCAAACUACCAUUGGUGUCAGUGGCAACCAGAUCAGGCCGUCUUAGGGGAAUGCAGCUCCUCCACCCACUGCAGUCAGCAAUGCGGGAGUCAUUUCCUCCGGCCACUGGGGGAAAUGGCUUUGGCAAGGGGGUUUCAAAGGAGCCUAAAGGAGUUAGGCACUCACUCCCUGGUGAAUUUCAGCUGGAUUUGGGAUGCAAACUCCCUUCAGCCCCUUAGGAAAGCUCAACCUUGGUCACUGUCAGGGUUCAAUUUGUGGGGAACAAAAGGCCAGGCACAGCUGGGAUUGGAGAGGGAGUACAGGUCUCUGCAGAGAUUCCUCCCCCGGCUCAUGGGCACACACGUGGCACGUGUUUUGUGGGGAGUCAAAUCCCUGCAGGAUUUCUCAGAGUCAGGCCAGAGUGAUGCUGCCCAGCUGGGAUGUCAUUACGUGCGGCUGAGCUCAGUGAAGAUCAGAACCGCCUAGAGCAUUGGGGGAAGGGGUGGAGGAGCUGCUGCCUAGAAGCUGAAGCACCGUGUUUGCUAUUGAAGCAUUGACGCCCCGUGCAGGGAACGUGGCCAGAGGCUGUGCUGGGGGUUCGUUUAUUGGUGUUCUUUGGACUGUACAAACCAAACCUGAAACCCCAGAGAGGGGGCUGCUUAACUGGGGUCUCCUGGGAUCUUUCCCUCUAGCCGCGCAAACUAUGACUCUUCCCCAACCUCUACUAAUGGCAAAAUGCUCCAAUCCUGUCCCUUUGGAGUGUCUCGGGGAGCAGGGGCUGCUGCCAGCCCCUGUCUUCCCCAAGGGCUCUGGGCGUGGCCAGGAUCCUCCGGGGCACCAUGAGGGCUGUUCACAAAGUCUCUUGUAUUCUUUGCAUGACAGAUCAAAGGCACCAGAACAAGGACGUUCCCGAGCAAAUCCUCCAUACCGAUGCAUUGGGCGAUGUCUUCUACUCCACUUGUGAUCACAAGAACGUCGGCAGAGAGAUCGGCUCCAGGUGCAUCUCCCCCCCCCCCCCGGCCACGGGGAGAGGUAAAGGGGACUGGCCCGGUGCACGUACCCCAGUGACGUGUAAGUGCCAUUGAACAUGCAUGGCGCAUGAGAAGCCUGUUUCUCUUCAUUUUUCAGUCCCUGCUGCCUGUCACUUCAUUUGCAGCGUUGACAUUUUGGCUCUUUGUCUCGCUCACCCGCCCACGCCUGCAGAGAGGGGCUGGCUAAGCCUCUUGGGGCUGUACUAUUGCUGAAGAAUGAAGAGAAGCAGGCUUCUCAUCCUCCAUGGCACCUCACUUGUCACUGGGGUGCACCCCCUCCGCAGUGCAUGUAAACCCCCCCACCAUUCUGAGCUCAGGGGCAGCCCUGGGCCACUGGGACCCGGGGAGAAGAGGGGAAUUGUUGGCCAGGGCGACGAAACCAACCCAACUAUCUCCCUCCUCCAAAAGGCACCUUCAGCGUUCACCUGGGACAGCUAUAAGGGACCUGGCCUGGUGUUCCCCUGGGGAUGGCACUGUACACCCGUGGCCCUCUUUAGCUCCCUGCUGCACUGUCAGCAUUGGGUCUGUGCCCAAUUUGUGGUGUGUGACUUGGGAUCUCACUAAUCCCAAGGGGAGGAAAUUCUGCAUUCUCUUCUGGCACAGGGCCAUGGGGCCUGGGCUUGGCAGCUGUUUGGUUAGAGCAAAUGUCCUAAGGCCCAGAGUGUGCGUGCGGGGAGCGCCGGAGGGGGAGCGGUUUCUCCUGAUCUCUGCAAGAGAUUCCUGCUGCUCUUUGUCAGGGCUUGUCGAAGGGGAAGCAACCCCCAAGUUGUCACUGGGCUACAUCUGAGAGCAACUUGGGACUCACUCUCUGCCACUGACAUCACAGCGUGGGUCGUUCCAGCGCUACUGGAAGGAGGCAGACCAGGAGACUGAAUCCCUCGGCACCCGUGGGACAGUUCCAGCACAGACAACAGCAGUGCAAGCUCCCACCCCCUCUUCCUUCCCCCUGCCCCUUGCUAACGUGACCUAUCCCUAACCCGAAGGCACCCCUCUGGUGCGAGAGCCGUCUCCCUGGCCCCUUCUGUCCUCAGGGCCCCCAGCCAUGCCACGGUGCGUGGGAUGUGGACAUGUGCUCUUUGGAACUGGAUUUCACUUCACACAGGCUGCUGAGCAGCUAGCAGAUGGCGGUGGCGACUUCCAGUUGCUACCGACCUGGGACGAAUUUGACUUACUGAACACUGAAUCCAGCCAAUACAUCCCAGGCCCGAUCCCUGGAGGCAGAACACUCGGGAUUGUCGCUUACUAGGAAACAUGUUACCCAGGACUGGUUUGUUUAUUUCCAUGGCCUCCUUCAUCCCCAUGAUCCUAAAGUGCAUGCAGGUCUCCGUACUGUUGUUUGGGAGGGUAGGUUUAAACUUUAAACAUACCAGCAAGGUAUUAACCCGGGGGGGGGAAUUGUAUUGUUUUCCAAACUGACCUGUAAAUUAAGAAUGCAUUUGAUGUCUUCAGACAUCGUUUACCUGAACUCUGACUGCAAGUUACUAAGAGAGAUUAAACUACUGUAUUAAUAACCCUCGAGCCGUUUAAGGCACUGGCUAAGCAGUUAUUUAUAACCGGGAUGCUACCUGUGCUAUUUUUAACCUUCUCUCUGUAGGGAACUAGGUUUAAAUGUAGCAUGUGUCUGCUUUUAACAGCCCCGGUAGCUUACGCUGCACUGAGGAGGUAUUGAUAGGCUGCAAGCUGUUAGUUACCAGUACCAGACAACACAACACGGUGGUGUUAGAUCCUGAAUCAUUAGCAGAGUCGCUGGACAGGCCUAUGCUAUGGAAUCGCAUGGUUGAAUGAAACAGUCACAAAAUGUCAGGUCUUUGUUUAUGGACCUGAUGAGAGCUGGCAUUGUGGGGGGAAUUGAGGGAUUGUGUUUCUUAGCAACAGCUGACCCCUCCCACCCAAAGACAGAGAGGGAAUAUAGUCCCUGAUGGGUGGCAUCAUGAAUGUUAGAGCAGGGAAAAUUCCCCCUUGCAGAACUCCUUAUUAGAGCUGGGAAUGCCUUCUAGUCUUUGCCCUGCGGGCCAGGGGCUUGCCCGAGCUAUGCUUUUGGUUAGACCACGUACUAGCACAGCCAUUGCCCCGCGACCCCCCUCUAACUGCGGCUUGUUACUCACCUGCUGCAUCUUGUUUUUAACUGAACUGGGAGCUCUUUGGGGCAGGGACCGUGUCCUCCUCUGGGUGGCGGAGGCGCCCAUCCUGGCCAGGGCUUCUGGGUGCUAGACAGUACAUAGUGCUCCCUUCAGGGAACGCAAGAGCUGUGUUGGGGAAUCCCAGAGCAGGAAGGGGCUGAGCCUACAACGCCUUCUCAGGAGUGGGUGACUGGGGCUACCUGCCAUGCUGUGACCCCGUUUGAUCCCCUAUUAGAAACCGAAGAACGGUUCUUUCCCCAGCACUCCUUGUCUCAGUCCUUUCCCCUUUCUAGCACCGUCCAGUGUCACAGGUAGGAGUGCGCGGAGCUCUGCGGUCCUGCUGGGAGGUAGGUGUUAUCCCACAGUUCACAUAUGGGGAAAUGUCGGGUAGGCUUUUCCCAAGGGUUUGUGCAGCACCUAGCACAGUGGGGUCCUGGUCCAGGAAUGGGGCUAGUAGGUGCUACCACAGUACAAACAAUAAAUAACUGCUAAUGUCUUAGAAGUAAAACCGACGAGUCCUGUCUCACAGUGCUUUAGCCAGAACUAUCUGUCGGCUGUCUGUCAGUGCGGUGCUGGGCAGAGCCGGGCUCGGGUCCUUGGGCAGGGGCUUAGGUAACGUUUUGCUCCAAGCCGGCGGAAGGGGAAGCCCCCUUCUGUGUGCUGCACACGCUGGAGCAGAAGCCCUGGGAGAUUAACCCUGCAGGCUCCAGCGUCCCCCAGGCAGCAUGUCUCCUCCUUGCCCAAGCCUUCCUGAUUAAAUCAUCUUGAGGUAAUUCUGCGUGUCAUUGAGACAGAUUAACGGGUGACCUUCUUCUCCCAGAAUGGGAUUGGAAGCUGAUGCUGAGCUCCCUUACCCUGCGCGCUGCGAGAGGAUUUGCAUCCAGAACUGAUGGGAAGAUGCGUGGAGGCGGAUGGGAUUCCAAACCUUAGGCUGGCCCCAGCCCAGUGACGAGGCUCCGGAUUGCGUCGGGAAAGUUGGUGGGAGAGUUGGCUGGAAGGAGAGGGGUUGCACACCUUGGGCUCGCCUGUUCCUGCCCUGGCAGGGCACUCAGUUGGAAAGAUGAGGACUCCCCACCGGAGAAGGUGCAAAGCCCUGGGGUAGCGCCCCGGCCCCCGAUCAGCCAUGGUGCUGCCCAUCGCCAGCAGCAGCAUGGAGCUGCAGCAGGACAACGGGCUCUGUGUCCGCAACAACAUCGGCGGCUGCCGGCUGAAGUACGAGGAGCCUCGGAGCAGGAGGAACUCCAUCCCCCCCGUGCAGACUCCCACCGCCAAGCACAUGCUUGCCUACCUGCCCCGGCCCCCGACGGACACCAGCAGAUAUGGCGCCUUCCCUCAGAAGCCUGAAAUGAUGGUCAUCCCCAUGGGCCUAUCAGCAGAGAGCCAACAGCAAACAGACCCUGCGGCUGAAAAGAAAAAUGCCCCGAUGUCAAACUUUGUGCCCCACUCCUGUGGCUCAAACAUCCCCAAUGACAGAUCAGUCCUUCAGAGGAGACUCAGUAUGGUGGAGCAGACCAGCACAGGUGCGGUGGUACCCAUGAAGCACCGGCCCAGCGUCUCCAUCAACACUGAAGAUUUGCCCAAGUACCGCCGGGCAUCGCGCAAUGAUCCCCUGCCUCCACUCCGGGACAUCAACACCCGGUGGUACCCACGGCAUGCUCUCAGUGUGCCCAACAUCCCCAACUCAGCACGGAAAAAAACGCCCACCCGGAGCAUUGUCUCCAUGACCCCCUCAGAGAAACCUCAGAACCGGCGCUGCAAGCUCAUGGACGACGAUCGGCAGUUCAGCUCCGCCAACAAGCAGCAGCGGCAGCGCUAUGUGACCAAAAUGGGCAAGUGCCAGGUGAAUCUGGGCCGCAUCCAGGAAAAGAAGAGGUUCCUGUCGGACAUUUUCACCACCAUUGUGGACCUCAAGUACCGCUGGUUCCUUUUUGUCUUCAUGAUGUGCUACAUCGUCACCUGGGUGGUCUUUGGCAUCAUCUACUUCUUCGAUGCCUGGAUUAGGGAUGACGUCAACCACAUAGGAGACCCGGAGUGGAAGCCUUGCAUCGAGAAUGUGGACAAUUUCAUAUCUGCCUUACUUUUCUCCGUGGAAAGUCAAAGGACCAUUGGUUAUGGCUCCCGGAUUGUGACAGCCGAUUGCACUGAGGGCGUCAUUUUGCUGAUGGCCCAGUCCAUCGUUGGGUCCAUGAUAGAUGCCCUCAUGGUGGGAUGCAUGUUCGUCAAGAUCUCCAGGCCCAAGAAGCGCGCCCAGACCUUAAUAUUCAGCAAGAAGUGCGUUGUCUCCCACCGGGAUGAGAAACUCUGCCUGAUGUUCCGCAUCGGCGACCUCCGGGACAGCCACAUGGUGGAUGCGAAAAUAAGGGCCAAACUGAUCAAAUCCAGACAAACCAAGGAAGGGGAGUUCAUCCCCUUGGAGCAGUCGGAGCUGAACCUGGGCUAUGACACAGGGGAGGACAGGCUCUUCUUGGUGGAGCCACAGAUCAUCUGCCACGUCAUCAAUGACCACAGCCCCUUCUGGGAAAUGACAGCAGAGUCGCUGAAGAGGGAGCAGUUUGAGAUCAUUGUGAUCCUGGAGGGCAUCGUGGAAGCCACAGGAAUGACAUGUCAAGCCCGGACCUCUUACAUAGAGGACGAGAUCCUUUGGGGAUAUCGGUUCGAGCCCUGCAUGACCCUGGAGAAAGGAGCCUUUCGAGUAGACUACAGCAGGUUUGAGAAGACAUUUGAGGUGCAGACCCCAGCAGCCAGCGCCAAGGAGAUGUACGAACUGAAGGAGAUGGAACGUCAGGACCAGUCCACCCUGAGCUUAUACUGGGACCACCUGGUGCAUCCCUGCUUCUCAGCCGAGCUGAACGAUGUCCUGCAGGAUGAGGGUCCCAGUGAGGAAACCCUGGCCAGGCUGGGCAUCCCCAACAUCACAGAGGAGGAAAUGAGUGCCGAGUUCCAGAGCCAGAUCGGUGUCUGAGCUCCUCCCCAACACAGAGUGACAGGAGACACCCCAGUGCAGCCACUUGUCUGCCCCAAGUACAAGUGCUGCUGCUUUGCAUCCGGAGAUGUCCCUGGUGCAAGCGGGGGGAGAGGCAAAGGGAAAGAUGCACUGCUGCUCUCCGGCCAACCUGAGCGUGCAUUGAGGUCUUCACCAGUGAGCUCUGUGGUGGAGCCAUUGUGCUCUCUCUUUCUCCAAUUCGGGCAGUUGAUGCUACCUUCCUAUGGAGGAGGUGGUGGGGUUAAAGACCCCUGUAGCUCCCUACUCCAGGCUGGGGUAAGGGACCAGGGAAAUGUGGAACAAGGGCUUGGGCCACACAGCCAGGAGGCUCAUCAGCCAUUGACUGUUAUGUGGAGGAAAUGUCACCUUCCCUGUGCGUAUAAGGUACUACCCUGGGGUAGGCCAUAAGCAGCAGAGAUCAACUUGAGACCUGUAGAUCUUACGGCCUGUGCUAAAUGACCAGCUCUGCUAGCUCAAGGGCUGUAGCAGAGAGUGACAGAGAGCCCCCCUGGGUGGGUGUGGGUCACAUGACACAAGAAUUAACAAUCCCACCUUCAGACACCCCAGGGAGUGCCGCUUGGAGGGGGACAGGGAACCCCUCUCCACAGUCUCUGGUUCCCAUUAUGUCCACAUCAGGCACUUUAGGGUUUGUGCAGCCCUUUUGGUUUCAUACAUUCUCCUGCCACCAUGCCAUGUCCUUCAUGGACUGUAGGUACCCAGAGCUGGUGCUUCCCCCAGACACAGCUCGGGCACUCACGUGGAAGUGUCUCCUACUGACAGUGCCAUAUGGAACUCUCGCUCUGUACGGUGUAUCCCUCCCCACUCCUUCCCUGUGUCCUCUGACCGCUGUCCCCACCCUCUCAACACAUCCUGCGUCUCCAAGUCGAGCUGCAGCUAAGUGGAAUUAUUUUUGCUAAAUCUUUUGUAAUAAGGUCAUGGAAAAACAAAAAAAUUCAGCGGGUGAUUAAAAUCUCUCAAAC
Molecule: messenger RNA, 11426 nt
Organism: Chrysemys picta bellii (western painted turtle)
Lineage: Eukaryota; Metazoa; Chordata; Testudines; Emydidae
Product: G protein-activated inward rectifier potassium channel 4-like
Biological process (GO): regulation of monoatomic ion transmembrane transport; potassium ion import across plasma membrane
Cellular component (GO): plasma membrane
Molecular function (GO): inward rectifier potassium channel activity
Source: RefSeq, a predicted model, not a curated record